This is a messenger RNA of Colossoma macropomum (tambaqui), 4072 nucleotides long. It is a transcript of the gene tp53bp2b, whose product is annotated as tumor protein p53 binding protein, 2b. The transcript is spliced from 18 exons. The record is from RefSeq and is a predicted model, not a curated record. Gene Ontology annotation, molecular function: p53 binding. The coding region runs from base 309 to 3401 and encodes 1030 amino acids. NCBI's taxonomy places the organism in Eukaryota, Metazoa, Chordata, Actinopteri, Characiformes, Serrasalmidae. Gene Ontology annotation, cellular component: nucleus. Gene Ontology annotation, biological process: regulation of apoptotic process; signal transduction.
ACAGCGAGCCGCUCGGGCUGAGUCUCGUAAUUACUGCGCUCGGCUUUCGGUGCUAAUAUUUUAGGAGGACGAAGUGGCCGCAACAGGUUUACAGACGAAAAACUGGAACUGCAGAGCAGCCAGGCUGAUAGAGAGAGAGCGAUCGGGAGAGGAACGACAGGACGGGAAGGAGGAGGAGGAGGAGCGGAGGAUUUAGACCGCAGAACAUCCCACACUGCGCUCGCUCACUCGGAGGAAUAUCAGGGGGAGAAAGCUCGAGGAGCUCCAGCUCCGGCGCUGAGAAUCUGCGAGAAUAAGAAGACUCCAGUAUGAUGCCGAUGUUCCUGACCGUGUACCUCAGCAACAAUGACAAGCACUACACAGAAGUGCCUGUUACCCCGGAGACACUGUGUCGGGACGUGGUGGACCUGUGCAAAGAGCCCGGCGAGACGGAUUGCUACCUUGCGGAAACCUGGAGAGGUUCAGAGCGUGUGAUUGGUGACAGUGAGAGGAUGAUUGAGGUGCUGCAGCGCUGGGGGCAGCAGAGGGCUGAGGUUCGAUUCUUCCUCCGCCACGAUCAAGCGCCCAACCACGAAACAGGUGGUCUCAGAGGCCCAGAGCUUUUGCUGAAGAGGAACACUGUGAAAUUGUCCGCAGAGAGACAUCUUGAGAACGGGAUUGUCCCCCCUCGUAUGGACAUCACUCUGUCAGAGCUGCAGGAAAUGGCAUCGAGGCAGCAGCAGCAGAUAAACGCCCAGCAGGAGCUUCUGGCUAACAAGGAGCAGCGGCUGCGCUUUCUAAAGAUGCAGGAGCAGCAGACGUCGGAGCAGGAGAAGCUGCGGCUGCUGCGAGAGAACGCCGAGAACCAGGAGGCCAAACUGCGGCGGGUCCGAGCGCUGAAGGGCCAGGUGGAACAGAAGCGCCUCAGCAACAGCAAACUGGUGGAGGAGAUAGAGCAGAUGAACGGGCUGUUCCAGCAGAAGCAGAGGGAGCUGGUGAUGGCCGUGUCCAGAGUGGAGGAGCUGAGCCGGCAGCUGGAGAUGCUGCGCCAGGGCAAACUUGACGAGAGUGGACACAGCUCGGCCGGGGAACUCGAGCGACUCUACAAGGAGCUGCAGCUGAGGAAUAAGCUGAACCAGGAGCAGAGUGCUAAACUGCAGCAGCAGAGAGAAAGCCUGAGCAAACGCACACAGGAAGUGGCCGCUAUGGACCGUAGAGUGGCCGAGCUUCGCGAGCGGCUGUGGAAGAAGAAGGCCGCUCUGCAGCAGAAAGAGAACUUCCCUCAGCCAACUGACGGCCACAGCUCUCAGCCUCCUGUCGGUCAGUCCAGAGUAGCCGCAGUUGGGCCAUAUAUCCAGUGCCCCCCUCCUCCACUUCCUCCCAGACAGGAGGUCCUGAUAAAGCCGGCCUACCCAGACGGCACUGCUACACUGCCCAAACCACUGGCCAAACCCACCGGUCUCCAGGCAGGCAAAAUCUCCAAGCUCUCUGACUGGAGCUCCAGCGCUGAGGUGAGCAGUGUGGGCGGGUCCCAGCGUGGCCACGCCUCCACACUGCCGCGAAUGAGUAGCCACGGCUCGACAGAGAAAGACCCUGAAGCUGAUGUGAAGCCACCACCGCUUCCCUUACGGAAGAACCAGAGCAGUGAGGACCUCCUGAGGGAUGGGCAGUGUGUUGGGAAGGUGCCUCCUCCGGUGCCCAGCAAACCAGCAAAGCAGUCCAACUUCACUAAGCCCUGCUUCAGCACCGGCACUUUCCCAGGCAAAGCCAGAGCAGCCCCCCAGCUCACGCCACCAUCCACUCACAGCCAGAGGGCUCAACUGCCCCCAUCACAUCAUGGCCUGCCCUUGCCCCUACCCCCCAAACAAGACACCCUGCCAGCAGCCACCGUGCGCCCCUUCAGUGUGGAGGGGUCAGCAGGGAAAGGAGCCGUCACCCCCCCGACCCUCCACAAGCCACAGACGCUGGCGGCCAGCUCCAUCUACUCUAUGUACACACAGCACAGCUCGCUGGCUAAGGGCUACCAGGGCCAGAGCACGCUGACCCGCUCCCAGCCCCGACUGUAUGGAAAGCCAGUCAUACCGUCCACCGGCGGGCAGCACUCCCACUCCCAGGACAGCAGCUACCCUGAGCGAGCCGCCACCACGGAGGCAGACCAGGUGGACCACUGCGUUAGCGGUCCUGGGGAGGGUCCAGAGUCUGAGCGUGCGCCGCGGCCGCUGAGCCCCACCAAACUGCUGCCGUUCCUGUCGCACCCGCACCGGCUACAGAGCGACGCCGACCUGGAGGCACUGCGGAAGAGGCUGCACCAUGCGCCACGGCCCCUGAAGAAGCGCAGCUCCAUCACGGAGCCUGAGGGGCCCGCAGGCCCAAACAUCCAGAAACUGCUCUACCAGAAGACCACGCUUGCUGCCAUGGAGACACCCGACAGGGAGGGGUCAGGCAGUGCCCCGGGACAAGAAGACGAGGCAGGGAGGGCGCAGAAGGAGGACGACUCCGUCCCACCUCCACUGCCCCCACGCUCCCCUGUCCCGGACGAGAGUGGGAGGGCUGAACAGCACCCCCUGCUGGAGGAGGACGAGCAGGAAGGCGGCGGCCUCAUUCCAUCCGAACCGUAUACAGAGGAGUAUCCCCCGUACCCGCCACCUCCCUACCCCAGCGCAGGGGACCAGGAUGGCCCAGGGGAGGACAGCGGCAGCAUGAAGGCUCCGGAGGUCACGGGACAGGUCACACUACCCCCGGGGAAGAGGACGAACCUGCGGAAGGUGGGCUCGGAGCGGAUCAAUCACGGCAUGAGGGUGCGCUUCAACCCGCUGGCACUGCUGCUGGACGCUUCUCUGGAGGGAGAGUAUGACCUGGUGCAGAGGAUCAUAUACGAGGUGGAGGACCCCAGUCUGCCCAACGAUGAGGGCAUCACUGCACUUCAUAACGCAGUAUGUGCCGGACACACCGAGAUUGUGAAGUUCCUGGUGCAGUUUGGAGUGAACGUCAACGCUGCUGACAGCGACGGCUGGACCCCUCUGCACUGCGCCGCCUCCUGUAAUAACGUACAGGUAUGCAAGUUCCUGGUGGAGUCUGGAGCCGCGGUGUUCGCCACCACCUACAGCGACAUGCAGACGGCAGCCGAUAAGUGUGAGGAGCUGGAGGAGGGAUACGCUCAGUGCUCGCAGUUCCUCUACGGCGUGCAGGAGAAGAUGGGCGUGAUGAACCGGGGGGUGGUGUACGGUCUGUGGGAUUAUGAGGCCGAGAGUGCUGAUGAGCUGUCCUUCACUGAGGGAGACUGCAUGACCGUUCUGAAGAGGGACGACGGGCAGGAAAGUGAGUGGUGGUGGGCUCGCUGCGGAGACAACGAGGGGUACAUCCCCCGCAACCUGCUCGGGCUGUAUCUGCGGAUCAAGCCCAGACAGAGGAGUUUGGCCUAAAUCUCUCUCCAGGAUCUUAUGGUUCAGUCCCAAACCGGCGUGCCCUAAUAUCUCGUGCACACUUCACAGUGAAAGCAGUGUUACUGCACACUGGAACAUUCGUGAGCUUCAACUGCUGUGACUGUGUUUUUUUGUCAUUUGUUGACUUUGUUAAUUUACAAGCACAACGGGAAAAACGAUUGUAAGUGGGCCUCAGAAGCGUCUUCACUUCUUUUGUAGAAAAAAGGAUUUUUUUCAUGUAGCGAAGUCUAAUAAAGGUUUGUUGAUAUUGCUAAAGCCUUUUGUAGAUGCUGAAAGACAGGACUAACGUGCACAGCUGGGCUAAGUAAGAUGUGGAAACCAUUCAUUAUUUAUAUAACUCUAUAAAAUGAUUUGUACAGAUGUAUAGAAGCGAUGACUCCGGUGCCCUUCAUCCACUGUGAGGACUUUAUCAGGUUUCAUGUUUGUGUGUAACGUCCUUGUCUCUUUAAAUGAAUGUAGCUCUGUGUCACUGCUGUGCGAGGCUCUGAGGCUCUGAGAUGCAGGAGUUCUUUUAAAGGAAUACUUCAGCGAAUAAUUCAGUUUACCCUUCAGCCCAAAUGUAGUCAGUCAGCCAGGACGUGUUUGGUGUCCAAAGGCUACGUUCACAUCACCAGGUUGAAGUGGCACAAAUCUGAUUUUCUGCCCUAAUG